AUGCUAACCAAUCAGAAAGCUUAUUUCAUAAUUGACAUCGGUAACACACUUCUUUCAUCCUUCGUAUCUUCAGUCUUUAGUAUCAAUCGAAUUUAUCAUCAAGAAGGAUAUUCUAGGAUCGAUACCUGGAGAAAUGAAUUAGAAGAAACCUGCAAAAUAUUACGGAAAUGUCUUUCUAAAAUCAAAAAAAGUUAUUCAAAUCCGUCACAGCAUCAAGCAAUGCACAGAAAAUCUGUUGAUGUUAAUGUCAAGCUGGAAACUAAGCCCACAGUUAAUAAAAACAGGGUUUUAAUUAGCCCAGUGAAAAAACUUUCUACUGGUCGAUCAUAUCAUCUUAUGUCCCCCAUUGACAGUGACCAAGAAUUAAAUGACUUGGAGGUUGCGACAGUUUUAGCAGAAGGAGAAUCCCAUGUGCAGAAAUUCUCUUCAGUAAACAAAAGCAGAAAGUCUGAUCUUCCCAGUAAAGUCAACCAAUCACCUUUCAGGCCAUCGACAGUAAUCACAAAUUUGCAAAGAGGCAAUGUACAGACAACUACUCCAUCAAUGUUACAAAAUAUCAGUAUUCACCAAAAAGCAGCCCAAGGAGAAUUAGUUCUUUUGCGCAAUGAAUCUACUGACAGUGCCAACAUUAAUCGAGUGGAUGAACAAGGACUGACUGCCUUAUUGUGGGCUUGUGCAAAUGGCCAAUUGACAACCAUAGAAUAUCUAUUAAAGAAUGGUGCCAAUCCAUGUGCCCAGGGAAACAAGGGAGAGAAUGCUUUACUUUUUGCUUGCUGUUUUGGCUAUGUUGAUAUUGCCAAAUUGUUGCUAAAAAUUGGAAUGGAUGUUAACUACACAGAUGAAAGUGGUAGUACUGCACUUAUGUAUGCUGCCAACAAUAACCAUCCCAGCUGUGUGAAACUUUUGUUAGAAUGUGGGGCUGAUUUCACUAUGUGCAAUGAGGAUCAUCUGACAGCCAUGGAUUUGGCAGUUGGGCAAGGACACAAAGGUGUUCAGAAUUCCCUGAUCUGUGAUCUGUCUCUCUCUCUCUCUCUCUCUCUCUCUCUCUCUCUGCCACGUCUGCCGCUUCUCUCACGUUCCGACGCGUUCUCUGAUCCUAUCCAAUCUGAUCUCUGA
Molecule: messenger RNA, 1116 nt
Organism: Acanthosepion pharaonis
Lineage: Eukaryota; Metazoa; Mollusca; Cephalopoda; Sepiida; Sepiidae
Source: the annotation of a GenBank genome assembly